Messenger RNA from Cylindrotheca closterium, 945 nucleotides. Lineage: Eukaryota; Bacillariophyta; Bacillariophyceae; Bacillariales; Bacillariaceae. The record is from the annotation of a GenBank genome assembly.
AUGGCAAAGGAAAGAGCCGCAUACCAAGAAAGUCAAGGAUUGCCAGCAAGAAGAACAACAAGACAGGCCGCACAAACACAACAAGUGGAAACGCAGCUGGCGGAAUUGCAAGCCGAGGUGGCAUCAAUGAAAUCCAACAACGUUCCUGCUACAAUUCCAGCCAAAGCAGCCACGCAGAUAUCACAAGUGACUAUGGGAACGGCUGGAAGUACAGCAAUGGGCGGACGCAACCAACAGGCAACCGCAUCCCAGCGACCAGUGCAACAACCAACACCAGGAACGACGGCGAGCAAUGAGAUGGAUACUAACGCCGACACUUGUUGCCUUGGCAAGAACUUUGUUAUCAUGAGCUACACCCCAAGAUUGGCGGAUGUGUACGCGUACGACCCAGCUCUGCCACCAACAAACGUACCAAUUGUAUCUGGAGCGACCGCUUAUGACUGCCCACAGAGCGGCACCACGUUCAUAUUGAUAUUCAACGAAGCACUUUAUUAUGGGAACCGGUUAGAUCAUUCAUUGAUCAACCCAAACCAAGUCCGCAAGUUCGGAAUACCCCUAUGGGAUAAUCCGUUCGAUGAGAUGAGGAAUAAUGGUAUCGAGACCAAGCCAAUAUUUGUUGCACUCAAGCCAAAGGGGACAAAGUUACUAUUCGAUUCAAGGGCUCCAACUGAUCGAGAACUCGCGAAUUGCCCCCACAUUGAUAUGACAGGCAAAGUGCCUUGGAAUCCAGGUACCGUCCAACUUGGGAAAGUCUCAAUUGUCCACGAAGACACAAUAGAUGACCCAAGAUCCAAAGAAGCUGAAUUGAGACAAUUGGAUCCAAUCAUGCAGGGAAUGAGCGGUGAGCGUCGCAGACUCCUCGAAGAAUCCAACAUUGAUAUGGAGGAAGUCAAGUGCUCGCGCUGGUCUGAAGGAUGCCGCAACCAUCAAGGAUUGUGUCUAUGA